AUGCCCGUCGACGACGUUCCACCCGCUCUCGACUUUGAUGAUAGCGACGCUGACUCUGUUUCCUCUCAGCAAGAACUGGAGCAAUUUCUGAAGGAGCAAAUUAACGCUUCUACUUUCCCUUCAACGGCUCCUAUAUGGGCCAAGGCGUCCAAGAACCGUCUGGCCUUACUUGGUAAAGCCGGUACAAAAUUGUUUGAGACACAUCCACUUUCUUUCGACUUUGACCAAGCUACCGGGGUUGCUCACGCUACUGACUUAGUCAAGCUAAACUACUACAGCACAUUAUGGUUGGAUGAUCCUGACACAGAUCACUCUAAGUGGCAUUAUGAUCUGGAGAUCCGCCACGCUGAAGACGCUGAAGCUUGCGUCGAAAGCACCCCUCUCCGUCCCAAUCAUGAAGAUUAUCAACACCGUAUUCAACCAGCCACUGCUGUGUACGACGUAGAGUACGACCACGCUUCUGGCUUUCUUAAGUCCCUAGCACUGGCUUUGCAAGCCCUGCCUCCCUCCCAGACUGGAUUGAUGACGCCUCGUCUUCACUUCUAG
This is a messenger RNA of Peronospora farinosa, 546 nucleotides long. The record is from the annotation of a GenBank genome assembly. NCBI's taxonomy places the organism in Eukaryota, Oomycota, Peronosporomycetes, Peronosporales, Peronosporaceae.